GACCAGAGAUUCGUUAUAAUCCACGACCGCUGGGAUAGGAAUACAUUCGCCAUCCGUUCCGUCGAAGACCUCAAAGACCGCUUCUACAGUGUGUGCAACGCGUUGGCCAAAGUGCGGGCCCUCCCGGGCCAGGAGCCCAAACUCAAGGUGUUUGACGCCGAGCACGAGCGCCGCCGCAAAGAGCAACUCAUCAAACUGUACGACCGGACGCCCGAAGAGGUGGAAGAGGAGCAGCAGCUGUUGAAUGAGUUGCGGAAAAUCGAGGCGCGGAAGAAGGAGAGGGAGAAGAAGACACAGGACUUGCAGAAGUUGAUCACCGCUGCGGACACCUCUGUCGAGGCGCGCAAAGUGGACCAACAGUCCCGCGGAGGCAGCCGUCCCGGCAGGAAGAAGACACACCUCCAGAGGAGUGGUCAGCGCGAGUCGAUUGCCAGCGGGUCGAUGACACCCAAUAUAGAGAGCGCCGGCAUUAAGUUCCCGGAGAUCAAGGCGUCCGGUGCGACGCUCAGGAGUCAGCGCAUGAAACUGCCCGCAGCUGUNCCUCCAGAGGAGCGCGCCGGCAUUAAGUUCCCGGAGAUCAAGGCGUCCGGUGCGACGCUCAGGAGUCAGCGCAUGAAACUGCCCGCAGCUGUCGGCCAGAAGAAGACCAAAGCCAUCGAGCAGUUGCUGAAUGAGUUGAGCAUCGAAUUGCAUCCCAUGCCCACAGAGGAUAUCUGUCAGCACUUUAACGAACUCCGGAGUGAUAUGGUUCUGCUGUACGAGCUUAAGAUGGCGUUAGCCAACUGCGAGUACGAGUUGCAGUCACUGAAGCACCAGUUCGAGGCCUCACAGCCCGGCAAGACUCUCGACAUACCGACCCUCACUCUACUGACAACCCCUUCCGUCGAGACUAAAACCGACGGCUCGCCCACCAAAAAGAUCUCCGAAGUGAUAGAUCUGGGCUCAGGACCGGGAACUCCGAACCGAAAGCGAAGGGCAGCCAUAGAACAGGUGAACCUCAUGAAGAAACUGAAGAAAAACUAG
This is a messenger RNA of Oppiella nova, 1023 nucleotides long. Lineage: Eukaryota; Metazoa; Arthropoda; Arachnida; Sarcoptiformes; Oppiidae. The record is from the annotation of a GenBank genome assembly.